UCUAGUCGUUUCCGAAUGAGUCGUCGUCUUUUCUUACGUAUAGCCAACGAUUUGGCUAAUUAUGACCCAUUUUUCACACUAAGAUGGGAUGCUACAGGUAAAAGGGGGUUUACCACUUUACAAAAGUGUACGUCGGCAAUUCGCCAAUUGGCUUACGGUACAAGUAGCGACAUGUGGGAUGAAUAUCUGAAGAUGUCUGAUAGAACUUCACGAGAGAGUUUGUAUCAUUUUUGCAAAGGGGUGGUCAAGCUAUACAGCACGAAGUACUUACGAAGGCCAACAAAGAAUGAUAUCAUAAAGUUGUACCAGGCACACGAAAGUAAACAUGGUUUUCCUGGAAUGCUUGGUAGCAUAGAUUGUAUGCAUUGGCCUUGGCGUAAUUGCCCUAAUGCAUGGCGAGGUCAAUUUACUCGUGGUGAUCAUGGUCAUCCCACAAUAAUUCUAGAAGCCGUGGCAUCAAAUGAUCUUUGGGUUUGGCAUGCUUUCUUUGGUGUUCCUGGUUCGAAUAACGACAUUAACGUUCUUGGUCAGUCAGAUGUUUUCAAUGAUAUCAUUAAUGGUACGGGGCCUGAUUCUAGGUUUUCGGUUUCAGGAGUAGAAUACAAGCACGGGUAUUAUCUAGCUGAUGGAAUAUACCCAACAUACACAGCGAUUGUUAAAACUAUACCGUAUCCAGAAGAUGAAAAAAGAAAGAAGUUUGCAAAAUGUCAAGAAUCUGCUAGGAAAGAUGUUGAGCGUCUAUUUGGGGUUCUACAACAAAAAUGGCACAUAGUUGCAAACCCAGCACGAGCACUUGAACUCAAAACAUUGAGAUAUUGUAUGUAUGCUUGUAUCUUGCUGCAUAACAUGAUUAUCGAAGACGAAGGUAACGCCAUAUGUGAAUAUGAUCCUAACGACAUUCAUGAGAAUGUUGUACCAGUUGAUGAAGGGCAACAAGAAUCUAACAUGUGGGCGUUAUACAACGAGACUACGCAUAACCAUCUUCGUUCGGAUUUGAUUGAACAUGUUUGGCAAUUUGGUCGGGUUAACAACAACGAGUAG
Helianthus annuus (common sunflower) is the source of this 1041-nucleotide messenger RNA. Its product is annotated as protein ALP1-like. The record is from RefSeq and is a predicted model, not a curated record. NCBI's taxonomy places the organism in Eukaryota, Viridiplantae, Streptophyta, Magnoliopsida, Asterales, Asteraceae. The coding region runs from base 16 to 1041 and encodes 341 amino acids. The transcript has a single exon.